UUUUUUUUUUUUAGCACGCCGACAAAAAAAGAAUAAAAAUUAACUAAAUAAAAGUAAGAGGCUGUUCUUGUUCGUCUUCAUCCUCGUCAACUCCAGGGAAACAUUUUUUUUUUUAUAUAUAUAAAAAAAAAAAAAACAGAUCGAUUUGACUUUUUUUUCGGUGAAAAAAAAAAAUGGCGUCGUGGAAUUCGAUUCCGCUGGAGAUCUUGUACGAGAUCGUUGGAUGGAUCGCUUUUGCUUCGUGGUCUAUUAGCUUUUACCCACAGAUUGUUUUAAAUUUCCGCAGAAAGAGUGUGGUUGGAUUGAACUUCGACUUCGCCAUGUUGAAUUUGACAAAACACUCAUCGUAUAUGAUAUACAACGUCUCCCUCUACUUUAGUCCUGUUAUUCAGAAACAGUACUUUGAUACCUAUGGCGAUAAAGAGAUGAUACCUGUGGCUGCAAAUGAUGUUGCAUUCUCACUCCAUGCAGUUGUUAUGACAGCAGCUACUCUGUUCCAGAUCUUUAUUUAUGAACGUGGACCUCAAAAAAUCUCCAAACUUGCUACAGGUAUUGUGGUUGCUGUGUGGGCAUUCGCAGCCAUCUGUUUUUUCAUAGCAUUACCUACUCAGUCUUGGCUCUGGCUUAUCUCCCUCUUCAACUCGAUUCAGGUCGCCAUGACAUGCGUCAAGUACAUUCCACAGGCAAAGAUGAACUUCACUAGGAAGAGCACAGUUGGGUGGAGCAUCGGGAAUAUCCUUCUUGAUUUUGGUGGAGGAGUCGCUAACUAUCUGCAAAUGGUUGUACAAUCUAUUGACCAACAUUCUUGGGUGAAUUUUUAUGGGAACCUUGGAAAGACUCUUCUAUCACUUAUCACAAUAUUUUUUGAUAUCAUCUUCAUGCUUCAACACUAUGUGUUAUACCCAGAGAAGGAAGCCUCAAAAUCUCUGGAAAGUGGUCAGGAAUCAAACGAACCUCUCAUUUGACUCUUCUCAUGAACAUGUUUAAAAGAUCAGAGAAUCGAAGUCAUUAGUUUCAGCCUUCCCUCUGUAUAUGUUUAAUUCACAAGGAAGAACACCUGAAACUCGUAGUCUAUUUAUCCCAUGAAUUUGUCUUAGUAUCAUUUUCAUGUAUCAAUAUCAUAUAAACAAGGAAUGUAUAAUACAACAAUGGUGUUUUUCUCAAUGGACGAGCCAACCCGGCACAGAGUUGCUUAA
Camelina sativa (false flax) is the source of this 1196-nucleotide messenger RNA. RefSeq names its product cystinosin homolog. Gene Ontology annotation, molecular function: L-cystine transmembrane transporter activity. Gene Ontology annotation, biological process: L-cystine transport. Gene Ontology annotation, cellular component: vacuolar membrane. NCBI's taxonomy places the organism in Eukaryota, Viridiplantae, Streptophyta, Magnoliopsida, Brassicales, Brassicaceae. The record is from RefSeq and is a predicted model, not a curated record.